CAGUGAAAGACAAUAAAAACAGAGAACAAGAUCCGAGCACCGGAUGGGACAGGGCGGAGCGGGAGCGUCCCUUGGGCACUGGGCGGGUCUGCGGUGCGAUCGAUCAAGGAAACUUCACUGAAGAUGUCUAAGCAACAGCCAACUCAGUUUAUAAAUCCAGAAACUCCUGGCUAUGUCGGAUUUGCACAUCUUCCCAAUCAAGUUCACCGAAAAUCAGUGAAAAAGGGUUUUGAGUUCACACUAAUGGUGGUCAGUGAAUCGGGUCUUGGAAAAUCAACUCUCAUAAACAGCCUGUUCCUCACUGACCUUUACCCGGAAAUCCCCGGAGCUGCAGAGAAAAUUGAAAGAACUGUCCAGAUUGAGGCUUCGACUGUGGAGAUCGAGGAGCGAGGGGUCAAGCUACGCCUGACAGUGGUGGACGCACCUGGCUAUGGGGACGCCACCAACUGCAGGGAUUGUUUUAAGACCAUCAUCUCCUACAUCGAUGAGCAGUUUGAACGGUACCUGCGACGAAGUGGCUUGAACAGACGGCACAUCAUUGAUAAUAGAGUGCACUGCUGCUUUUACUUUAUCUCGCCCUUUGGACACGGACUUAAGCCUUUAGACGUCGCAUUUAUGAAAGCAAUACACAAUGAGGUGAACAUCGUGCCUGUCAUUGCCAAAGCUGACACGCUCACCCUGAAGGAACGGGAGCACUUGAAGAAGAGGAUUCUGGAUGAAAUUGAAGAACAUAACAUCAAAAUCUAUCAUUUACCUGAUGCAGAAUCAGAUGAAGAUGAGGACUUUAAAGAGCAGACUAGACUUCUCAUGGCCAGUAUCCCAUUCUCUGUGGUUGGAUCCAAUCAGUUGAUUGAAGCCAAGGGCAAGAAGGUCAGAGGCUGCCUCUACCCGUUGGGCGUUGUGGAGGUGGAGAACCCGGAGCACAAUGACUUUCUGAAGCUGCAGACGAUGCUCAUCACCCACAUGCAGGAUCUCCAGGAGGUGACUCAGGACCUUCACUAUGAAAACUUCCGCUCUGAGAGGCUCAAGAGAGGCGGCAGGAAAGUGGAAAACGAGGACAUGAAUAAAGACCAGAUCCUGCUGGAGAAGGAAGCAGAGCUCUGCCGCAUGCAGGAGAUGAUCGCCAGGAUGCAGGCGCAGAUGCAGCUGCAAAUGCAGGGUGGGGACGGUGACAGCGGGGCCCAUGGGCAUCAUGUGUGAGAAAAAGCUUUGCAAGA
Messenger RNA from Mustela erminea (ermine), 1217 nucleotides. Its product is annotated as septin-2-like. Gene Ontology annotation, molecular function: molecular adaptor activity; GTPase activity; GTP binding. Gene Ontology annotation, biological process: cytoskeleton-dependent cytokinesis; cilium assembly; regulation of exocytosis. Lineage: Eukaryota; Metazoa; Chordata; Mammalia; Carnivora; Mustelidae. Gene Ontology annotation, cellular component: septin ring; synaptic vesicle; septin complex. The record is from RefSeq and is a predicted model, not a curated record.